Molecule: messenger RNA, 4347 nt
Organism: Mobula hypostoma (lesser devil ray)
Lineage: Eukaryota; Metazoa; Chordata; Chondrichthyes; Myliobatiformes; Myliobatidae
Gene: senp6a
Product: SUMO specific peptidase 6a
Exons: 26
Coding region: 808-3981 (1057 amino acids)
Biological process (GO): protein desumoylation; regulation of kinetochore assembly; regulation of spindle assembly
Cellular component (GO): nucleus; cytoplasm
Molecular function (GO): SUMO-specific endopeptidase activity
Source: RefSeq, a predicted model, not a curated record
GUGGGGGGGGGGGUGCAGCUGAGGAGCUGGCCGACAAGUGGAGGUCUGGGGCUGCCCGCUGAAGCAGGUAGCCAGCUGACGGGUGCGGCGGCGGCAGCAGCAGCGGCGAGCCGUGUACUGAGGCUGGGAGGUUGCUGCGUCCUCAGCAAGUUCUGGGGCGGGAGGUAGUGGCCUCACACCUGCAGCAUCGUUCCCCCCCCCCCCGGCCUCUCCCAUCCCGUCGUGGGUACAGAGGCUGCACCGCCCCGCAGCCGCCGGCUGGGUGGUGCGCACUGCUGGCAGCGGGCGCUUGGCCUUUUGUUUUCGCGAGAAACGGACCUACCGGUUACAGGACAUCGUCCCCACUUCCGCCCCCUUCGCUUCCCACCCUCUCCGGCGGGCGGCUGGGCUCACGCAGGUCCCCAGGCGCGGGUGAGGGUGAGGAGGCCCGGGCCCCAGGCUGAGAUGGGCCGCGGCUGCUCCGGGCGCCUGGUGCCGGCCGACUGAGGAAAAUGGCGGGAAGGAGAAGCCAGUUGCUGGAAGGUGCUGCCUGCCUUGCAGAGUUGUUCCAGCCUUGCACUGAGUACAACAACUGACUAGGACUAAAGAGCUCUUUGGAUAGAACAGCAGCCCAAAAUGAUUGUGGUGUUAAGAGUAAAUGGAGAUGUGAAGAUACAGAGAAAGAGGACCACCCUGUGAAUUUGGAAAAAGAGCAUUCACAGUAGACCAGAAAUGCAAUGAAAAUCUACAUAUGAACAAAGACUGACAAACAACCAACGUGUGUGUUGCAGGAAUGUAUCCCAUUUGCUGAGUGCGAAUAGAGAAACGAUGGAAGCAAAAGAACCAAAGACCAAAGCUCCAUUUUCAUCAGAAUCUUUUAAAAGUACCACUGUCUUGAGGUGCUACACAAGAAAAAGCCAAGCAACUGGCUUUCGCAACACUUUGAGAGGAAAUGCAAUUGGACUUAACAUGCUGGGACCGAGCAGGAAGCUAAGUGAAAGUAUGUCAACUGUAUCCUCAUCACAUGCACUGAACAAGGAGACUGAUAAAAAUCAAAGCAAUUGCUUGGUUAAUAGUAGCUCUUCAGGGCCAGGAAUAGUUGUUCGUGGAAGGCGCUUUCACCAUGCCAAUGCACAACCAGCCAUAAAAACAGCAGCCCAGAGCAAUCUUGGCUUACUUGAUGAGGGAAAAGAAUACCCAGUUGACGUUCAAAGGGUUCCAGUGGACAGUAUCAUUUUAAUGGAAUCUGAUGGAAGAGAUGUGACCUCAGCUGAAUUAGAAGAGCAGACGUAUUCCUUACCAAAUUUUAAGAGGCGUGUUUUGAUGAAGCAAGCAAAAGAUGACACAAUGCCAACGUUGCCUGAAUCAGUUAACCCUAAAGCUUCUGCUGUACAAGAUAAGACAUUUACUGAGGGGCGGACACUUAGUGAAUUCUUCAGUUUAUGUAACAAUUGUGGGAAAAAGAGUGAAGACCAUACAAAAUGUGAAAAUUGUAGGAAGCCAAUACCCAAGGAUGCAACAAGACGGCCGAAACAAACUCCAGAUUCUGCCAGUGUCGGGACACCUCAGCCACGUCCACCUAUACGUGCCUGUUCUCCAAAUCGGGCUGAAGGCAGUGUGGGUGUCAGCGCCAAGACAUUUUACAACAAACCUCUUGACAUAAUAUUGACUCCAGUGCUGACAACUAAGCUCUAUACCAAUGGUAAAAUAGGGUUGUUGAGCCGGACAGUUGUGCAUGGAACAGGACAAGUGGGCUCCAAGAAACCUAUAAUGAAUGACCCCAUUGUGCUGUCCAGUGACGAAGAGGAGGAAGGUGAUGACAAAGCCAGCACUGGAAGUAGCAGAAUGGAUAGUGUUCAUUCAAUUAGUAGAACUACUGAUGCCACAAAUCUUUCUCCUGUGCUUUCCACCAAACCCUUGGAAGCAGUUUCAGAGGAGGCUCAUGAUGAUAAUGCAACUGAACAGAGUUUGGAAAGCAUUCGCACCGAGGUAGAACCUACAGUCACGUUGCCACGAAAAGCAAGGAUGAAGGACAAGUUUGGAAAUCCCUACCAUGAAACAGUCGGCAAGAAAAGAAAAAUUGAGAUUGCCCCGGCACAAACUGAUGGUCUUAGUGCGCAAGCAGAAAGCAGCUGCGAAAGUAUUAUUCUCAAGUGCCGAAGUAUACGAAUAGGAACAUUUCGCACAACAGUAUUGGAACCUGUAAUUUUCAGUCUAGACUUCAUCAAGGUCAGUAUGGGAGUGCCUCACGAAUCAUCCCAGGACAUUGUUUUAGAAGCUUCGGAUUUCACUAAGUGUGAAUGGUGCAAUGCACGUGUAUUACCAGUACUUUUUCUGCAAUUAACACCAGCUGCCUGCCGCAAAAUACGGUCAUCCCUCAAUAUGAGCAAAGAGAAGAGCUGGUUUGAUUCUGAAGCAUCCACUACUGAUGAACGGUACAUUGUUUUGAUAUUUGAGUCUCUUCUGGAACCUCGUGCAGCUGCUAUUUUCGAAAGAAUAUUAACUGAAGUUGGCAAAAAGAACAAUAUAUCAAACUUUUUUGUUUCUAUACCAUUUCUUGAAGCAAACAACAGGCUUUUUAUGUUCACACAGAAUCUAGAGGAACAUAAGAGCAAUCUGUUACUCAAGGACAGCAGGGCUUCCCCCAAAUACUGUUUGAGGAAUACCAUCCGCUCAACCGAUGAUGGUUUGGAAUCAUCCCAUUCUUCUUUUACGGGUCCUAUUGAAAAGUUGAUAGUUUAUCCUCCUCCUCCAUCGAAGGGUGGCAUCUCUGUGACUAAUGAAGAUCUCUACUGUUUGAAAGAGGGAGAAUUCUUGAAUGAUGUUAUUAUAGAUUUUUAUUUAAAGUAUUUAGUUCUUGAAAAGAUCAAACAGCAGGAUGCAGACAGAAUACACAUCUUCAGCUCCUUUUUUUAUAAACGAUUGAAUCAGCGAGAACGACGCGGCAUUCCUGAAUCUGCCACCUUAUCAUUACCACAGCGUCGACAUGCCAGGGUGAAAACAUGGACACGCCAUGUGGAUCUAUUUCAGAAAGAUUUUGUUUUUGUUCCAAUUAAUGAAACGGCUCAUUGGUUUUUGGCGGUGAUUUGUUUUCCUGGCCUCUGCACUGAACCAAAUCCUAAGUUGCAGAACAAUGAAGAAAUGCAGCAUGACAACAGCUCCGCACCUGCAGAAAGCAACAAUAACUCUGCUUUGCAGGAGGAGAUGGACAGUUUAACUGAGAACUCAGCUGCAAACGGGCAGAGAAAAACUCAUACCAUCAUUGGCAGAAUGCCAGAGCUCUCUGCUGGCAGUAACUGUGAGAGUGUGGAGUUUGAUAAACUCCACACAAGAAGAUGCUUGUCUGCAGCUAAUAAUGUCCUUAGCAACUUUAAUCAGCUGAACGCAGAAUCAGAAGAUCACCAGAGCUCUGUCGAGAGAAAAGAAAAUGGUAUGGAAGGUAAACAGCUAGAUGCCUUGAAGCAAAUCGAAGUCAGUUACGCCGAUGACAGUGAAGAUCCCUUUGACUUUUCGCCAGAUCAGGAAUAUGGCCAGGAGGAUAGCAACGAUGCUGGAAGUAUGAUAGAAGACAAUUCUUCAGAAAGUGUGCCAUGGGGUCAGCAACCUUCUAAACAGCCGUGUAUUCUGAUCAUGGAUUCUUUGCGUGGUCCAAGUCGUACAAAUGUGGUUAAGAUUCUGCGAGAAUACCUUGAAGUAGAAUGGGAAAUGAGGAAAGCAAGCAAAAGGUCUUUCACCAAAGACGUGAUAAGGGGAUCUAAUCCUCGUGUUCCUCAACAAGACAACUUCAGUGACUGUGGUGUAUAUGUCCUACAAUACGUAGAAAGCUUCUUUGAGAAUCCAAUUUCAAGUUUUGAGCUGCCCAUGAACUUGACAGACUGGUUUCCUCAGCAGCAAGUUAAAAAGAAACGUGAAGAGAUCCGCAAUGUAAUCCUGAAACUGUGUGAGGAACAAAGCAGAGGUAAAAAAGGGCAGGAACUCAAAGUAGCAGAGGCACCUUCAUGAAGUAAUGCUUAUCUGAGAUGGACACUGACGGAAGAUGCCUUUAUCGGAUACGGGAUACUGUUGCACUAAUGCAGAGAGAAUUGGAUUUGUUCUAGUGUAGGAUUCCACGGCAGGAUAAAUACCCAGUGUGCUGUUGACCUUUUCAGAACAUUGUUUGAUGCACACAUCUACAUUUUCCAGCCACCCAAAUGAAUGUUUAUGUACUGUUAUAAAUAUAACAAACUGUACAUAUGUUCAUAAACAGAUUUUGAAGCAUUUGUGAUCAGUUUUCACUGUUUGGGUUAGUAAGCAUUUUGGUAUGUAUUUUUGUUAAAAGUAAUUGGAUAGCUACUUGCAAGUAUGAUUAAAAGUUAUUGUAGUAUUAAA